Messenger RNA from Amoebophrya sp. A25, 2117 nucleotides. The record is from the annotation of a GenBank genome assembly. Lineage: Eukaryota; Dinophyceae; Syndiniales; Amoebophryaceae.
AUGGCAUUCAAGAUGGAGAACUUUGAGAGCGCGGUUGAGGUCCGACCGGUAUAUGAUUGCCCGGGAAGCCUUGGAGUAUUUGCUUUGCGGGAUAUCUCGACCGCAGAACUUGCACGAAGCGGAAGCUGCCAGCAGAACGCAGGCUCGCCUCUGUUUGUAGAAAGCCCCUUUUUGCCCUCCUAUGUAGAUGUAUUGCGGGAUGGAGACAAGGUUGCACAAGGAAUUGAGGAUGCGCUUUUUGGUGAGAACGGACAUCGUGCCUUUGUGCGAGCACUGCGGAUGAUGGCGGAGCUGUCUAAAAUUGCGGAUCCUGAAAACUAUAAUGAAGACGGGAUGUCGACGUGUGGAACUAAAAAUGUUGCUGAAGGAGGUACAAAUGUUGCAGAUCUUCACCACAGCAGCUCGAAACCGCUGCGUCGUCUAAUGCAUCGUCGUUGGGAGACUUCGCUGUGUCUCUGGUUUCAAGCUCAAAGCCGAGAAACGCAAAGAGAAUGGAUGCGCCUGUCCGACAGUUCGCGACACAUUUUGGACCUUGAUCUCGAGCAAGAUUUUUCAAAAAACGGUCGCAAGCUUUUUGUCGCGUUCGACAAUGCAGACGACGACGUUUUUUUAGAAGAGACCGCUUCUCGCAGUCACAUGCUCCGUACUUUUUCUAGACGUACCGGUUCAACUGACGUAGUAAGGAUGGGCACUGUCGUAUCUUUGGAUCGUGAGUCCAGCAUAUGCGAGGUAAGAAUCAACAUGGAGAAUUGUAAUUGCGAGGACAAGCACGAUGUUGAAAAAGAUGAAGAGCAGAAAAAAGUAUUAGUGAAAGUGCCGGCUGCAACAUUGAAAACGCCUCUAGGAGUAUAUGAGACGAACUGCCUGGGUGGCAAAGGCUUGUUUCGCACGCUGAGCAGAAUCAAUCACAGUUGCUGUCCGAAUGCCCGCAUCGUUUCUCGUAGCGACUUGUAUCAGGCACCACAAGAGAAUGACGACGAGGUUGACACUGCUGACGGUGGUGAAACAGAAGCAAGCGCGACGGGCUACAGUGAUAGUGGUGGGGUCCAGAAGGAUCGGAGAAGCCAUGACGCAUACGACGAGGAGGAUAUGAGUAGACGUCCAAGAAAUAGAAAGGCCAGCAUGUUGACAACUACUUUUUCCAUGACUCCUUUUUGGUGUUUGGUUGCGCGCCGCGAUAUCCGAGCUGGAGAAGAGAUUACAAUAAGUUAUUGCGACGAAGCACUUGAUGUGCGAAAGCGUCAGGUCCUAUUGAAGUCGAAGUAUGGAUUUGAAUGUAAAUGCACACGCUGCGAAUCAGACUUGGACCGCAGUGCUUUGGGGACUGCGUGAUGUAAAGAGAAUGUCUAUGUCUAGUUUAUCCCUUUUAGUUUAAACAUCAUCUUGUAUUUUGAUUUUGGAUGCCUUCCUUCCGCGAUGACGGUUACACAACAGUGUGCACUUGUGAUUUCGUCUUGGAAUAGAGUCGAGUCUGCACAUACAAUGUUAACUGUUGACAGGAUUUAUGAUGAAUGGAAUCGAAUUCCAAAUUUUACAUUAUUUCACGCUCAUCGAUGGGCUUGUUCGUGUCUAUUGUUUCUGUUCUAGUGGUUUUUGGAUCCCCUUCCCUCUCUUCGAUUGGAUAUGAGUUCUUGUGAUGGAUUUUUUGAGCCUGCAUAGAACAACUACGAGGCGUAAUAUGUAACAUAAUCGACGCAAAAAAAUUGUCUGAAAUUGCGUGUAGUGAUCCUUUUUUCCGAUUGAAGGCGACUGCAAUUUCUUUCGGAAAUCAUGAGGCCGGACAUAAAAUGCAUAGUUUCUGUUCUUCUUGUGUAGCGUUUAGUUUCUAUCUUUGCAUUUCCCAUGUUGUUCGCUAUUGUAAAAACAUAAUACGAAAUCUGAUUAUGUAAUCAAUGUCAGUUUGUAUGAAAAUUGAAACCAGUUUGUCGCAUAAUAUGCAGCUUUGAUUGAAACGCACUUAGAACUCUUCGCGUGGGUGAUCGAUCCGGCCCAUUUUCUUUCCUCCUUGCACAGCGCACAGGCAGCAGGAAGAUGAACACAAGCUUUGGAAAAUGAGACUUGAAUAGAACGAUGCUGCAUCUGUUCCCGAAACAAUCAUACUUUCCCAUUCCUCUAAU